Candida dubliniensis CD36 is the source of this 1272-nucleotide messenger RNA. RefSeq lists its product as uncharacterized. The record is from RefSeq and is a predicted model, not a curated record. Lineage: Eukaryota; Fungi; Ascomycota; Pichiomycetes; Serinales; Debaryomycetaceae. Bases 1 to 1272 code for a protein of 423 amino acids. The transcript has a single exon. Gene Ontology annotation, molecular function: hydrolase activity, acting on carbon-nitrogen (but not peptide) bonds, in linear amides.
AUGCCAAUUGAACCAAUCCGUUACGUUGCUAAAGUAGACCUUACAAAACCAGGUGAUCAACAGCCACAGCUUCACAACAGAUGGCACCCUGAUAUCCCUUUUGCAGAGACAAUCAAGCCAGGUGAAACAGUGAAAAUCGAGUGUCUCGACUGGACAGGAAAUCAAAUUAAAAAUAACGAUACUGCAGAUGACAUCCUAAAUGUUGAUUUAAGCAGAAUCCACUAUUUGUCUGGACCAUUCAAUAUUGAAGGUGCCGAACCAGGUGAUGCCUUGGUUGUCGAAAUCAAAGACGUACAACCAUUAGAAAGACAACCAUGGGGGUACUGUGGUGUUUUCCAUAAAAAAAAUGGAGGAGGAUUUUUAGACAAGUUCUACCCAGAGGCAGCAAAGGCCAUUUUUGAUUUAGAAGGUAUUCACGCUACAUCAAGGCACAUUCCUCAUGUCAAAUUUACAGGAUUGAUUCAUCCUGGAAUAAUGGGGACUGCACCAUCUGCAGAGGUCUUGGAGGAAUGGAAUUCUAGAGAGAUAGGUUUAAUCAACGACAUCCAACAGCAACAUGAAACCAAUGUUGCAAAUGGCCCAUUAGAAACUAAUUCUCAUGCUGGUAGUGCUACAGGAACUCUUGCCCUGAAAAUUGCCAAAGAAGGUGCUCGAACCAUACCAGGAAGACCAGAAAAUGGUGGAAACUGCGAUAUUAAGAAUCUUUCACGUGGUUCUAAGUGCUUUCUCCCAGUUUACGUUAAUGGGGCAAAACUUUCAGUUGGAGAUUUGCAUUUUUCACAAGGUGAUGGCGAGAUUUCCUUUUGUGGAGCAAUUGAGAUGCCAGGAGUAAUAACAAUCAAAGUAUCUAUAAUUAAGAAUGGUAUUGAAAAAUUGUCAUUAAAAAGUCCAAUAUUUAUCCCGGGAGACGUUCAAAAUCAUUAUGGACCCUCUAGAUACUUGACAUUUGAAGGGUUCUCUGUAGAUGAAGAUGGGAAACAACAAUAUUUGUGCGCAACAACAGCUUACAGACAAGCUUGUAUCAGAGCUAUUGAGUACUUGAGAAAAUUUGGUUACAACGACUAUCAAAUCUACUUAUUGCUUUCCAGUGCACCUAUUGAGGGCCAUAUUGCUGGAAUUGUUGAUGUUCCCAAUGCAUGCACUACUUUGGGGAUCCCAAUGGAUAUUUUUGACUUUGAUAUUAGUCCGGAAGGCAAUUUUGAAGAAAAAGAUAUGAAAAAUUGUGCAUUCGUUGAAGGUGCUAAACAUAGCGUAAGAUACGAAUAUAAAUAA